Messenger RNA from Ichthyophthirius multifiliis, 2440 nucleotides. RefSeq lists its product as hypothetical. Gene Ontology annotation, molecular function: DNA ligase (ATP) activity; DNA binding; ATP binding. The transcript is spliced from 3 exons. Gene Ontology annotation, cellular component: DNA ligase IV complex. The annotation marks the transcript as partial. Gene Ontology annotation, biological process: nucleotide-excision repair, DNA gap filling; DNA biosynthetic process; double-strand break repair via nonhomologous end joining. The record is from RefSeq and is a predicted model, not a curated record. NCBI's taxonomy places the organism in Eukaryota, Ciliophora, Oligohymenophorea, Hymenostomatida.
AUGUAAAACCAAGAAAAUAAAACAUAAAAUCAAGAAAAAACAACAAUCAGACAUCCUCGUUUAGAUAAAAUCUUAUUUUACUAAAUGAUUUUAUUUUAUAAUAAUUAGCAAAAGCCUAAAUAAAGUUAUUCCAAAAUCCAAACAACGAAAGAUUGGUUUGACAAUUUUUUCUUUAAAGAUUGCCGUGACCCAAAUUAUUCAUAUACAAUAUUAAGACUUCUCCUCCCAGUAUAUGAUAAAGAGAGAGGAGCGUUUGGUUUAAAAGAAAAAGUUUUAGCAGAUAUUUUCUCUAAAGCCCUUCCUCCUAGUAAAGAUAUUUUAAACAGAUUAAGAUUUUAUAAAAACGCUACUUAUUAACCACAUUAGGCUCCUAUAGGUGAUUUUGGAGAUGUAUUAAAACAUGUAUUGGAUGAUUUUUGCCCAACUAUGCAUGUAAUAACAAUAAAUUAAGUUGAUGAAAAUUUAAAUAAAUUAGCUUAAGCAUAAACUAAAGAAGAAUAAAUCGAAAUUAUAAGGUUUUUAAUAAAAUAAUGCACAUCAGAAGAAAUGAAAUGGAUAGCAAGAUUAAUUUUAAAAGAUUUAAAAAUAGGUAUAAAUCAUGAUAAAACAUUAACUUUAUUUCACUAAGACGCCCUAGCUUUAUUUAAUACUACAUCAAGUUUAAGAGAAGUAUGUAAUGAAUUUUAGGAUAAAAACCACCGUUUAUAAGAAGUAAUGAGAAUUUUUUACCCUAUAAGGCCUAUGUUGGCUUAAAAGAAGAGUUUGAAGGAUAUCUAAUAUAUUUUAGAAGGUAAAGAUUUCCUAAUAGAGACCAAAUAUGAUGGAGAGAGAAUAUAAUGUCACGUAACUGAGAAUGAAAUAAGAUUCUUUACCCGAAAUUCGCAUAACUAUACAAAUAUAUACCACAAGAUGUGCGUAAUAGUCCGUCAUGGGAUUUCAUAAGAAAUAAACGAAUGUAUACUAGAUGGUGAGAUGGUCGUUUUAGAAAAAGAAAGCGGAUAAUCAGUUUAAUUUGGGAUGAAUAAAGUAGUUGCAUUAUCAAAUGAAGAUACUGAUUUUUGCAUUUGUUAUAAAGUUUUUGAUAUUUUAUAUAUUAAAACUAAAAAUGGAAAUGAUGUGAAUUUACUUAGUUCAACUUUAAAAGAAAGAAAAGAAGUUUUAAAAAGUGCAAUUGUAAAUGAAAUAAAAUAUUAAUUAGAAAUCAUAUAAGGAAACGAGUAUUCUAGAUAGGAGGAUAUUUUAAAUGAAUUCAAUGAAGCAAUGAAUAAUAAUGAGGAAGGUAUUAUCAUCAAAUAAUUAGAUAGUUAAUAUGUGCCAGAUGAAAGGUCUAAUAAAUGGAUUAAAAUGAAAGGAGAUUAUUAUGAAGGAAUCACUGAUACAUUAGAUUUAAUUGUUUUAGGAGCAUUUUUAGGAAAUAAAUCAUAUAAAACAUCAGGCAUAGGAGAUUGGACAGAUUGCUUAACUCAUUUUUUACUUGGAAUAAGUAGCUAUAUUGAUAAAAAUGUGCCUACAAAUUCUGUAUUUUUGCCAUUUUGUAAAGUUGGAACAGGAUAUACAGAUGAAAUUUUAAGAACUAUAAAAAUAAAAUUAAGAGAUUAAUGGGUUAGAACAUCAAAUUUGCCAUCUUUUGUUUAAAAUUGCAAAUUAUAAAAAUCCGAUAAACCUGAAGCUUUUAUUAAUUCGCCUGAUAAUUCGCUUAUUUUUGAAGUUAGGGCUUCAGAAAUUAUUAAUUCUCAUAAUUUUCCAACUCAUUAUACUUUAAGGUUUCCUCGUUUUGAAAAAUUGAGAACUGAUAAAGAUUGGUAUGAAUGUAUGACAUUAGAAGAUUUAUAAUAAAUGAAAAAUAAUUUAAGUAAAAAAUAAGGCGAAAGUGAUGCUGAGAAAAGUUAAAAAGAAGAUGGAGAAGAUAAUAAUGAAUAAGGUACAAGAUCACCUAAAAAAAGAAAGCAAAUUAAAAGAAACCAUCAAGAAUAUGCAAAUUAGAUAAUGUAGUAAUAUUAAUAAAUAGAUGUUUCUUAAGUUAAUUUAGUUUCUUAAUUGUUUAUUGGGUUUGUUUUUAAUAUUAUUAAUUGUGAAGAAGGUGAAAAGCAAAAUCUCUAAUUUUCUAUUAUUUCUAAUAAUGGAUAAGUUUUUUAAAAUGAUUCCGGAAAAGUAACACAUUAUUUAGCUUAUAUGCAUGAUUUUAGAGUUUAGGCAAUAAUAAAUAAUUAUAAAGUAAAUGUUUUGAAACCUAAAUGGGUAUUCGAUUGUAUUAAAAGGAAAGAAAUUCUUGAUUAUGCACCAAAGUAUAUAACUUUUGCAUAAGAAGAACUUAAAUAAAGAAAUAUAGCUUUAUAUGAUAAAUAUGGAGAUCCUUAUUUCAAAGAAAUAGAUGUUGAGGAAUUAAGAGAUAUUUUAGAAAAUAUGAGCUGUGAUGAUGAAAUUUUCGAAAAAGAUAAAA